Messenger RNA from Lodderomyces jiufengensis, 1587 nucleotides. It is a transcript of the gene TRP3, whose product is annotated as bifunctional anthranilate synthase/indole-3-glycerol-phosphate synthase. Lineage: Eukaryota; Fungi; Ascomycota; Pichiomycetes; Serinales; Debaryomycetaceae. Gene Ontology annotation, biological process: L-tryptophan biosynthetic process. Gene Ontology annotation, cellular component: cytosol. The transcript has a single exon. Gene Ontology annotation, molecular function: indole-3-glycerol-phosphate synthase activity. The record is from RefSeq and is a predicted model, not a curated record. Bases 1 to 1587 code for a protein of 528 amino acids.
AUGUCUAAUACGACUGAAGACCCAAAGAGGCAUAUUUUGAUGAUAGAUAAUUAUGACUCAUUUACUUGGAAUUUAUAUCAAUAUUUACAUCAAUCUCCAAAAUGUGGGAAAGUAGACGUUUUCAGAAAUGAUAAAAUAGACAUUGCAACAAUAGAAAAUGAAAUCAAACCAGAUAUAAUUUUUAUAUCCCCAGGUCCUGGACACCCAUUAACAGAUUCAGGAAUAUCAAGUGAUGUAAUAAGACAUUUCAAAGGAAAAUUACCAAUAUUUGGAGUUUGUAUGGGUCAAGAAUGUAUAUUUGACGUAUUUGGAGGUGAUGUUUCAUAUGCUGGAGAAAUAGUUCAUGGUAAAACCACCACAAUAAAACAUGACGGGAAGGGAAUGUUUGAAGAUGUGCCACAAUCUGUUGCUGUAACUAGAUAUCAUUCAUUAGCUGGCACUGAAGCUACAUUACCUGAAGUUUUAGAAGUUACUGCAGUUACUGAAACUCAACCAAAUGUUAUCAUGGGAGUUAGACAUAAAGAAUAUACUAUAGAAGGAGUACAAUUUCAUCCAGAGUCUAUCUUGACUGAAUCUGGUCAAUUGAUGAUUGAUAAUAUUUUGGGGGUUUAUGGAGGAACAUGGGCAGAAAAUAAUGAAUUUAAAUCAAAAUUACAAAAUGGUCAGAAAAGUAAGUUUGGUAAAGGUGAAAAUAUUUUACAAACCAUAUAUAAAAAGAGAAAGGAAGAUUACGACAUAAUUGAGAAUUUACCAGGUAGAUCAUUUAAAAAUUUGGAAAUUGCAUUAUCAUUAGGAGUAGCACCUCCAGUUAUAAAUUUUUACGAUAGAUUGAAAUAUACCCAAGAUGAAUUAAAACAAACAAUAAUUUUAUCAGAAUUUAAGAGAGCAAGUCCAUCAAAAGGUGAUAUUAAUAUAAACGCACACGCAGGAAAACAAGCAUUAACAUAUGCCAUAAAUGGAUGUUCCACAAUAUCAAUUUUAACUGAACCUAAUUGGUUUAAAGGAUCUCUUGAAGAUUUAUCAUUAAUACGUAAAGUUAUAGAAAGUCCAGAAACCAAAAAAGUCCCCAACUACAAAAGACCAGCAGUUUUAAGAAAAGAAUUUAUCUUUAAUAAAUAUCAAAUACUAGAAGCAAGAUUAGCUGGUGCAGAUACUGUUUUGUUAAUUGUGAAGAUGUUAGAUGAUUUUGAGUUAUUACAAGAAUUAUAUUCAUACUCAUUAGACUUGGAUAUGGUACCAUUAGUAGAAGUAAAUGAUGCACCUGAGUUAGAGAAAGCAUUGAAAUUAAGUUACAAAAAAGAUACAAGUGAACCAUUAAUCAUUGGUGUAAAUAAUCGUAACUUAACUAAUUUUAACGUUGACUUGAAGACAACAAGUUCAUUAGUUGAUCAAGCCAAAGAUAAAAAAACCAAUGGUAGAAAAGGAGAUGUAUUAAUACUAGCUUUAUCUGGUAUAACUUCAGUUGAGGAUGUCAAAAAAUAUAAGUAUGAGGAUCAUGUUGAUGGAUUUUUAAUUGGAGAAAGUUUAAUGAGAGCAGAAUCCAAGGGUAAAGCUGGUGAAUUCUUACAUGAUUUAUGUAGUUGUUGA